This is a messenger RNA of Suillus clintonianus, 672 nucleotides long. RefSeq lists its product as uncharacterized. The record is from RefSeq and is a predicted model, not a curated record. The annotation marks the transcript as partial. Lineage: Eukaryota; Fungi; Basidiomycota; Agaricomycetes; Boletales; Suillaceae. The transcript is spliced from 2 exons.
AAACUUGAAGUGUGUAUACGCAAAUAUGAGAAUCUGCCAGAGGAUUCAGAGUUCAGGCAUGAGAAAUAUCGAGCGGCACUCACAGAGUCCUUGAUGUCGCAGGAUGAGGAUGAGGUGAGUGAGCAGGGGCAAAAGACAGGGCAAUUUGUAUCCCAUGCUGGAACAUAUCGAAGUGACCUUAUGUUGAGGUUCUUGGCCGCUGUUGAUGAAGCGGCGGAUCCACACCCCCCGCCUCGCUUCACCGCUCGGGUUAAAGGCGACUCGAAAGAACUCCCGCUCUUAGCUGCGAAGAAAAUUGAGAAUCGAGCACGCCGAUGGAUGGUGUCAGCGGAAUGGCUUGCGAGAGAAGAAAACAAGAAGUAUGACUCACCUAGCUUUCUCCUAGACAAUGGGCGUGCAUGGGGUGAUCCAAAGGACCCUGAGGAGAUGUUGGCAGGGCAGAAGCGAGUGAAGGAACAGAAGAGGGUGAUUGCGGCGAAGAAGCGCGUGAAAAUCGAGGAGAUGGAGGCGAAGAAGAAGGAAAAAGGAACAAAGAAAGGUAAGGGCAAAUCAAAGGCCACAACUGACAAAGGGAAGGGACGAGAGAGCAUCCCAGCACAACCAGUAGCAAGUACUAGCACGGCUCGUGAGCUGCCUCCUGCUGCAGAGUCGGAUGAUGAGUUCAGUGACUAG